Messenger RNA from Dermacentor andersoni, 1643 nucleotides. RefSeq names its product Tubulin binding cofactor A (gene Tbca). Gene Ontology annotation, biological process: tubulin complex assembly; post-chaperonin tubulin folding pathway. Gene Ontology annotation, molecular function: beta-tubulin binding. Lineage: Eukaryota; Metazoa; Arthropoda; Arachnida; Ixodida; Ixodidae. The record is from RefSeq and is a predicted model, not a curated record. Gene Ontology annotation, cellular component: microtubule cytoskeleton; cytosol.
CAGCACGGGCAGCUUCGACGGUGGUCUAGGGCCGGUAUAUAAACAUAAAAUCUGCUGUCUGCAUGCUAGGGCGGGCUAAAUCUUCGUGACAACACGCUGCUGUCGCGAAAUUUACUGUGCUCCUUGUUUACGCGUGGGCGUCUAGACAUGGAUGCAGCUGCUAUCCGGAAUUUGAAAAUUAAGACAGGGAUUGUGAAACGAAUGACAAAGGAAAAGGCGGCCUACCUUAAGGAGGUCGAAGUCGAGAGGGAGAGGGUCAUCAAGAUGAAAGAAAUGGGCAAGGACGAAUACGAUCUGAAGCGGCAGGAAGCCGUGGUCAAUGAGACCCUCAGCAUGGUUCCAGACAGCCACAAGAGGUUGCUGAUAGCAUACAAUGAGCUCAAAGAGGUCCUGGAGAGUUCUGAACACCUUUCAGAACGGGAAGAAUACCUCGCUGCCAAGGAGGUGCUGGAACAGGCACAGCAGUCGUUAGAGUCUCCGUAGCUUAUCAACAUUGCUUAGGAGGGUGCCUACUUUAUUCAAUAUGUGUUAUCUAAGCAACAUUUUCUCUAAAUUAUUCAAGGUGCCAGCAGCCCAUUUCUUACAACCGUUUAUCUUUUUGGCUACAGAAACAAAACAGCUUUGUAUUGGGGUCCUUUUCUAAUUUGGGUUUUGUUGCCAGGUGGACGUUAAGCAAAGGAGUGAGAUGUGACAAGGUAUAGUUGAAAUGUGCUAGCUUUAGGGACAAUUUCAAAGAGUUUAUAAACACUAAAUGCAAGGGAAGAGCAGGAACGCUGCCGCCACAUUCCCCUCUGCCUUUCUGCUUUUAAUGUUAAGUUGGAGACCGCCCCUUUUCAGCAUCCCCGAUAAUACACUUCACAGUUUUGAGGUGUUAAACAGCACAAUUUAUAUAUUUCUUUUCACCUUAGCCUAUCUUCUGCACCUGUCCCUAGAUAUAAAUAGAGAAAGAGAACUCAUAUUUAACUGCCUUGACUGCCAAACUUCUGUAGUCUUUAAAGACACUGAAAAGCUUUUCAACUCUUCACUGAAUAGAAGUAUCAUGAAUGUCCAAUUAUAUAGUGGUACUUUUACCUAAAUUCACCUAGCUCUUUGCCAAUUCAUUUCUUUGUUUUUUUUUAUAUAAUGUUAAUUCGCUGGCUAAUCUUUCCUACUACUUUGCUGACUACUCGGAAGAUAUGCAGUCGGGGUUGCUACAAGCAAGAUUUAAUGGUAAAUUUGGUAUUCAAGCUAUGUAAGCACCUUGCUACAAAAACCUUGGAAAGGUAGUAUAGCCUUGGAAAACUAUUGCGGCCAUGCCAGCAGUACAUGUCUGUGCCUUAGACUUCCAUGUUAGCUGGCUACUUUAUGCAUUUUUUAAUAGUUUUUGUGUCUUUUUAACAAUUAUUCCUUAACGUUCACAUGUCAACAUAACCCAGCUGGAAAGGCAAAAUUUAUGCAGCUUUUGUAGAUUUUAAAAGAAAAGCAAGCAAGACUCCACUUUAAAAUGCUGUUAGUCAAAUGGCUUCGUAACACUAAGUCUCUUUGACUUUCUUUAUUUUUUAUGGGUGAGCUUUUCUUUUUCUUUAUAUAUUUCAAGCAGAUUUGCAAGGCUGUACUACACUCUAUAGGUAUGUUUAUUUGUAAUAAAUGCUUUGAAGUGAAAA